UAAAAGUAACCAUGCUAAAGUUGUUUGUUUUCUACUGGUGCAUACUGGCGGCAUAUGCUGUGAAGGCCGAUUUUGAGCAAUUCUACCAGAGCGCUGGUGAGGAAUACUUAGUUUGUGACCUGCGCGUAAGAAAGUUCAACAGAACGGCGUCUGUGCUGAACGGCACCAUUCAUGUACUGAUAAACGCCAACGACAGUGUCACGUUCAGCACGGAUAUCUUUCACAGUCCGCUGGGAAAUCAGCAGUUCAACCACUAUCCAGUGAAAAUACCGACCUCUGGUGUAUGCACUUUUAAGGAUCAUAUCCAUCAACACUACCCAAAGGUGGCGGAGUUGAUCGUUAAUUUACCGGGUCCUGGCGAGUGUCCCAUCACCAUUCGCCAGAUGUACGUCUUCGAUCAACUUUUUCCUUCCGACUUUGUACCGGCUGUAACACGACCUGGACUGUGGAAGUUGCUCAUUAAGGGAUUCCUGAAUGAUGUACAAGCCUUAGAGUAUUACUUGUUUGUGAAGAUUACCGCAAAUGAACAUUCGUUAAUAUAA
Anopheles darlingi is the source of this 542-nucleotide messenger RNA. RefSeq lists its product as uncharacterized. The coding region runs from base 12 to 542 and encodes 176 amino acids. Lineage: Eukaryota; Metazoa; Arthropoda; Insecta; Diptera; Culicidae. The record is from RefSeq and is a predicted model, not a curated record. The transcript is spliced from 2 exons.